This is a messenger RNA of Galdieria sulphuraria, 953 nucleotides long. Its product is annotated as hydrolase. Gene Ontology annotation, cellular component: membrane. Bases 62 to 925 code for a protein of 287 amino acids. Gene Ontology annotation, molecular function: palmitoyl-(protein) hydrolase activity. The transcript has 5 exons. Lineage: Eukaryota; Rhodophyta; Bangiophyceae; Galdieriales; Galdieriaceae. The record is from RefSeq and is a predicted model, not a curated record.
UUCUUGGCUCUUUGGGGUUGAAAUGAUUUUCCAAGAUUCUCUGUAGGAGUCCGUACUUCUCAUGUCUCUAGUCAAUGGACUUUUGUAUGCAGCGGUUACUUUGGUUGGAAGUUUAGUAGCGGGACUUUAUGUUUUUCAGGAAAACCUUUUAUAUCAUCCCUCCAUUCCAACUCGCCGCUAUGAGGAAAACCCUAACGAUUAUUUAAUGGCAUACAGAGAUAUAUUUCUAGAAACUGAAGAUGGAAUAAGAAUUCAUGGUUGGCUAGUUUUACAAUCGGACUCACGCAAGGCGCCAACAUUCUUGUAUUUUCACGGAAACGCAGGAAACAUAAGUCACCGACUGUCUGACGUGCAACACUUUUACAGUAGAGUUGCCUGUAACGUGCUUAUGGUAAGCUAUCGUGGCUAUGGAGAUAGCGAAGGAAGACCUUCUGAAAAGGGUAUCCAACGGGAUGCCGCUGCUGCUUUUCGUUUCAUUCGUUCUUGUGAACUGAUAGAUCCUAGACAACUUUUUGUAUUUGGAAGAAGUAUUGGGGGUGCAGUCGCUAUCUCUUUGGCUCAGCGGUUUCAACGAGAAAUAAAAGGAGUUGUCGUUGAAAAUACUUUUACUUCGAUCGAUGAUAUGAUUGACUAUGUUUUGCCAGCUCUUCGUUGGUGUAAAUUUUUGAAUAGAAACAAAUGGAAUUCUGCUGCCAGUGUAUCUUCUUUGACUUGCCCUAUUCUUUUUCUUUCCGGCCUUCGUGAUGAACUUGUUCCACCAAAGUUGAUGCAACAGUUGUAUGAUCUUGCCACUCAUUCGGUAUAUCGUCAAAUGGUUACCUUCCCAGAUGGGACUCAUAAUGAUACUUGGUUUCGAGGAGGAAGUGCGUAUUACGAUGCUAUUGCUGCUUUUGUUCAUAAAGCAUUGUCCAUUUCAGAUAAAUAAAAACUUUUUCAAAUAGGAAUGGAAUUCC